AUGUCCAAGGAGACUGCUCAAAACAAGAACGCCGUCAACUAUAUUGAGAAGGUUGAAUCGAAGAUCAAUGAAAUAGAUCAAGAGAGAGACGAAAAGGUGAAAGAGAAAGAAGGGAGCAACAAGGCACCAAAUCCGCAUGAUCAAAAACCAAAGAUACAGAAAGCGCCUAUGGUUCUCAGAGAUCGCCAAAACUAUUUGGACAAGUACUUUAAGCCGAGAGUGGUAUCCAUAGGCCCCAUUCACCAUGGAGAUAAGAAGGUGAAGCAAUGGGAGAAGUACAAGACUAGAUUGGCCGCCAAAUUCAUUGAAAGCAGCAGCAGCCCCAACAACAAGACGACACUCUCUUUCUUUGACACAAUUAAAGGCAACAUUUCCGAGUUGAAAGAGUUAUUCGAUGAAGAGAUGGAUCAACUAGUUGUCGUUAUACAUGAUUUGUUCUUUCUAGAGAAUCAAAUCCCUUUACGUGUUCUCGAGCUGUUGAUCAACAAUCUUGAUGAUGGUGCUCAAAAGAAUGAUCUGAUGAAUUCGAUCAAGACAUUCAUUGUCAAUAACGUUAUGGCACCAAACGAGUACUGCCAAGAAAUUCUUGGAGAAGAAGCAACUAGAGCAAUUUUUGAAGAGAACAAUCUAUUAAAAUCAACUCAACUUCUUGAGCUUCUCCAAAAACAGGAAAAAUCUCAAUCAUUUCGCAACGUCGAGGAACUAAAAGCAGCGUGGAUCAGCGUGGAACCAAGUAAGAAAUGUUGGCCAUUGAAACAAGUAAGGUUCAUACCAUGGUCCAAGAGAGAAUUAUAUAGUUGUUAUAAAUUUAAACCCGUGCUUGAACUUCCUCGCUUAAUGGUUGACGACUCCAUGGGAGCUAAGUUCAUGAACCUGAUCGCCUACGAGAUGUGUCCUGACAAUUUCAGGACACAGUACGAAGUCACAUCAUACAUAUGUUUCUGGGAUUCACUCAUUGAUAAUCAGAGCGACGUCAAGGCCCUAAGGUCCAAAAAGAUUCUGGUCAACCAUCUUGGUAGCGACCAAGAAGUAACUGAUAUGUUCAAUGAGAUAGCCAAUGAUUUGGUGCCUAGCCCUUACAUGUACAAGAAUGUCAAGAAUGAUAUACAGAGGCUGUACAAUAUGAAGUGCAUGACUUGGCUGGCCGAAGCCUACAGCAACCAUUUUAGUAGUCCUUGGACCACCAUGGCUUUCCUUGGUACAGUUGUUGCGCUUUUUUUGAGUGGAGUCCAGACUUGGUAUACAAUUUACCCAGUGGAAUAG
Humulus lupulus (European hop) is the source of this 1263-nucleotide messenger RNA. Its product is annotated as UPF0481 protein At3g47200-like. NCBI's taxonomy places the organism in Eukaryota, Viridiplantae, Streptophyta, Magnoliopsida, Rosales, Cannabaceae. The transcript has 3 exons. The record is from RefSeq and is a predicted model, not a curated record. Bases 1 to 1263 code for a protein of 420 amino acids.